This is a messenger RNA of Cylicocyclus nassatus, 351 nucleotides long. The record is from the annotation of a GenBank genome assembly. NCBI's taxonomy places the organism in Eukaryota, Metazoa, Nematoda, Chromadorea, Rhabditida, Strongylidae.
AUGGGCAUAUUGCCAUUCUUGGGUUUCCCCAAGAGCAGCUCGGGUUACCAAAGAUCACUAGAAACAUGUGUUAUGUGGGGUAUCGGCGAACACACUGAUAGGUAUAAGCAUGGGGUCCAAACAAAACCGAUAAUCAGCGGUUUCCGUGAUAUCAAACUAGCUGAAGAAGAUUUCAUCAUACUCAUUUUCGAGAUUGUGAUCACUAACUCGAACGUUGGCCAGAUUCGAUUCCACGAAAGGCCCAGCUUUUUCGAAAAAAAGAAUUUCCAUUAUACUCAUCUCCGAGACUUUGUGUUCUUUGACUUGAACCUUGCUCAGAUUCGUUUGGUGGGCCAGAAAGUCUGGAAGUAA